AUGAAUUUUAAGCCGAUCACUUAUGUGCCAAUAAAAUUAAGACCAGGAUUGGCAAAAAUGAAUUAAGAUUUACAAAAAUGCAAAUUUGAAGCAAUUCAAUAUGCUAUUUGUGCAAGUCAAAAAGGAUAUGAAGUGGAAGAGAAGUAAUGCCAAAAGGAAUUUGAAAUAUAUAGUUCUUGUUUGAAAAAAUGA
Paramecium sonneborni is the source of this 192-nucleotide messenger RNA. The record is from the annotation of a GenBank genome assembly. NCBI's taxonomy places the organism in Eukaryota, Ciliophora, Oligohymenophorea, Peniculida, Parameciidae.